Molecule: messenger RNA, 2029 nt
Organism: Achroia grisella
Lineage: Eukaryota; Metazoa; Arthropoda; Insecta; Lepidoptera; Pyralidae
Product: fatty acyl-CoA reductase wat-like
Exons: 15
Coding region: 115-1992 (625 amino acids)
Biological process (GO): long-chain fatty-acyl-CoA metabolic process
Cellular component (GO): peroxisome
Molecular function (GO): alcohol-forming very long-chain fatty acyl-CoA reductase (NADP+) activity
Source: RefSeq, a predicted model, not a curated record
GCGAUUAUACGACCCAUUAUAUAGUGUAUUCUUGAACGCGGACCAAAGCGGACAUCUCUUUAGGAAUUAAUAAAUAGUUCAGUGGUUUUCUAACUAGGAAAAGAAAAAUUGAACAUGAAUCACAGUUUAGUCGAGUCUCCUUUACUAAACACGGACCUGACGAAAAACAAAAUGGAAAGGUGGGUGGAAGCCCAAGCCAAGGGUGAGAAGAUUGAAGUAGACGUGUACGGGAAGCCAUCCCCGAAGCAGCUCAAAGACUUAGAGAAUAUCAGGAAUUUAAACAGAGAGCUGCAAGAUCAGUUGCGUGAUCUUGAAAACUCAGUGCGCAUCGCUGAUGUCGAGAACGAAGCAAUGAACCCUACUGCAGAAGUGUUGGACUCCUCAGAAGAUCACGAGUUCAUAUCCGCCAAUCAACUGGAUAACUUCUACAAAGAAGAAGACGUGGCCGAGGCAAAAGAAGAAGAGAAGAGAAGACUCACUAAGGGUAACGCUUCGAAAACUGCAAUACAGAAGUUUUAUAAGGACCAGUGUGUGUUUGUAACUGGUGGAACAGGAUUUUUGGGGAAAGUACUGCUCGAGAAGCUAUUAAGAUCUUGUGGCGAUGUAGACACUGUCUACGUGUUGAUCCGAAGCAAGAAAGGAAAAGACCCUACAGUACGCCUGCACGAAAUGUUGGAUGACUUUUUAUUUUUUCGUGCUCAUGAAGAAAACCCUAAAGGCAUUCAUAAAAUCGUACCGAUAGUUGGGGACAUGGAAUUACCUGGACUUGGUAUCAGUGAAGAAGACAGAAGGACUAUUACUAGCAAGAUAACAGUUAUAAUAAAUGCUGCAGCGACAGUUAAAUUUGAUGAGAAGUUAUCAAUAUCUACAGCCAUCAACGUUAAAGGAACAAAAGAAGUUAUUAAACUGGCGAAAGAGUGCAGAAACUUGAAAGCUAUUACGCAUGUAUCUACAGCCUUCUCCAACACGCAUGUUGAUUACAUCGAAGAAAAAUUCUAUGAACCGCCGAUGUCAGUGGAAGCACUAGAAGCUGUAUCUGAGCUGGACGAGGGUCUUGUAGAUGCUAUUCUGCCAACUCUUCUGGGCAAACGUCCAAAUACUUACUGCUUCACAAAAGCAAUAGCGGAAGAGGCUGUUAGAAAACAUGGUGAAGGCAUGCCGAUCUGCAUCGUUAGACCAUCUAUAGUUCUGUCAACAUAUGAGGAACCCGUUCGCGGUUGGACUGACAGUAUUUACGGACCUACGGGUAUUAUUAUUGGAACUGGUACCGGGGUCCUUCGAACUAUGUAUAUGGAUAUGAAUAAAACAGCUGAUAUGGUCCCAGUGGAUCUUACUGUCAACGCAAUCUUGGCUUCAGCCUGGCACACAGCUAAAAACUUCAAAGAAAAUCAAACAUCCGAUAUUCCGAUAUACAAUUUUGUUUCCGGCGCGCAGAACCCAUGCAAGUGGGGCACUUUUGUUGAGUUAAAUAGAAAAUAUGGGAUUGACAAACCUACAAUCAAAGCUGUUUGGUACUAUGGUCUGACAGCAACGAACAAUUAUUAUAUGUUUUUGUUUUAUAAUUUCUUUUUACAUUAUUUACCGGCAUUAUGCAUCGAUACCUACAAUGUAUUGGCCGGUAGACGACGCGUAAUGUUAAAACUCUACUUUAAAGUUAUGAAAUUAACAAAUAUUCUGUUCUAUUUCUCGACGCAACAUUGGAAAUUUAAUGAUGACGGAGUUCAAAGUAUGUGGAAUGCAUUGACAGAAGAAGACAAAGCCGUAUUUCCAUUCAGUUUAAAGGAAAUGUCGUGGGAAAGGUUGUGUGAAACAUUUUUAGUUGGUCUUCGCGUCUACAUAGUAAAGGACGAUCUAUCUACUUUACCUGAGGCGAGGAAGAAAUGGAACAGAUUAUUCGUCCUUCACCAAAUACUCAAGCUUGUUACUUUCUCGAUGCUCAUGUUCAUUAUGUAUUUACUAUUAAGGCCUAUAUUAUCAUUAUUCUCCCGUUGAGUACUAUGAAUCUUUGAAACUAAUGUUAUAACACAUA